CACACACCCGAAGAGCUGGUACGUCCCUUUGCUACCUGACGCGUCUUGAAGGCUGCAUCAAUAUGUUUAUUGGCAUUACUUCUAGUGGAGAUAACGUCAAUUCUCAUUACGAUUAUCUGAUUUGAACUGCGAAGAGGCAUCUCCAAUUGAAAACUUGCUAUCUGUUUGUUAAGUAUGGCUUUAGACUUUGUAGCCGGAUGCAUUGGAGGUUGCGUCGGUAUUGUGGUCGGUCACCCAUUAGACACUUUGAAGGUUCACGUGCAAUCUGGGAGAGGCAGUGCAUUCGAAUGCACAAAAGCACUAUUAAAAGGUGGAACAUUAGCAACUGCUUACCGAGGAGUGGGAGCUCCUCUAGGUGGAAUAGCUGUAGUGAACGCCAUCGUUUUUGGAACCUACGGAAACACGAGGAGAGCUUUACCUGAUUCUGAUUCUUUAUUAGCUCAUGCAACCGCCGGUUGCGUAGCUGGUUUCGUACAAAGUUUUAUUUGUGGUCCAUUGGAAUUAGUAAAGACUCGCUUACAACUGGCAAAACCUGGAGAUGGUAUGCCCACAGGAACAUGGGCGGGAGCACGACACAUUGUGAGAACCGGUGGCUUAAAAGCACUCUACCGAGGACUCGGUAUUACGAUAGCUCGCGAUAGCCCCGGACUAGCCGUCUACUUCCUGUCAUAUGAAAUGCUCACGCGUGGUGACAAAUCACCGGACAGAGUGUUUGUAGCUGGGGGAAUCGCAGGAAUUUUAUCGUGGGUGAUGUUUUAUCCAUUAGACGUAGUGAAGUCGAGGAUACAGGGAGACGUCAUCGGCCGGUACUCGGGAGUUUGGGAUUGUUUCGUGAAGUCAGUUCGCUCGGAUGGCUGGAGGUGUAUGAGCAGAGGACUGGGAGCUGUCGCUGUGCGCGCGUUCCUGUGUAACAGCGCGUGUUUCACAACCGUGGCGUGGACGGAGCGCACUUGGCACAACUAUGCUGAGAGACCUAUACACCUCGUCCAAGCCGCGACUAUGGCGGACGCAGUUUAUCGGGAUAUUCCCGAACGCUACUAUGACAUGUGAAUAAUUUAAAAAAAUCAAUCUGUGUGACAUACUUAAUAAAAUUGCAUUUAUAGGUAGGUAGUUAUGAAUGUCAACAUUUUAUUUGAUGUUAUAAAUAAGUAGAUCUUUGUGAUUAGUUCAUUACUUAUACAAUAAAGGUGCUCGAGA
Molecule: messenger RNA, 1197 nt
Organism: Chilo suppressalis (striped riceborer)
Lineage: Eukaryota; Metazoa; Arthropoda; Insecta; Lepidoptera; Crambidae
Source: the annotation of a GenBank genome assembly